Molecule: messenger RNA, 1080 nt
Organism: Fomitopsis serialis
Lineage: Eukaryota; Fungi; Basidiomycota; Agaricomycetes; Polyporales; Fomitopsidaceae
Exons: 4
Coding region: 1-1080 (359 amino acids)
Biological process (GO): attachment of mitotic spindle microtubules to kinetochore; kinetochore assembly; protein localization to kinetochore
Cellular component (GO): kinetochore
Source: RefSeq, a predicted model, not a curated record
AUGCCUACGUCUGUCAACAGCGAGCAUACGGCGAAACUAGAGGCCGCAAGGACAUUGCAAACGACACUCGAACAAACCCAAUUUCAUCUGGUCAACUACCGCGAGCAAUUUGACUCUCAGCAGGACUCGCUCGAUGGCGAUGCCGGACAGCUGUUUCAAGGGAGGACAGGUCUCACAGACCCCGCUAUUGUCGGGGUACAUCUUGCAUCGCAAGUGGCGUUUUUGCGGAAGCUCAAGAUGCAGUACCUUGAGCAAAAGGCGAAAGAUCAAUACAUCAAGACGAUCGUGAGCGACGACGCACCGAACAUCAACGCCGAAGACAACGAACGACUGGCACUCGCGAAUGAACAGAAGAAGGAGGCUCUACGGAUAGCUAAGGCUCAGCUAGUAGAGAAAGAUAGUGACAUUCGUACCCUUGCGCCGCUAGUAGAGCAAGAUUAUAAUAAAGCCAAGGCACUCACAUCAGAGGCCUCCGAUCUUGCGCGGAAGAUUCUCGACGCGCGGCUACAGCUCACUCGCUUGAGACAAGCACACCCGCAUCCGCGUCUCACUGUCACGUCAGCCAACGCGCAGCUCGACGCACAGGUCGAAGAGAUGCAGAAGCUCGAUGAUGAGCUGCAGGGCAUCAAUGUGAACAUUGAUGAGGUCAAGGAUAAUGUCAAGGAAGGGGCACGCGACGUCGAGCGGCUCCGUAUAGAGCGAGCGGAUGCCGAGAAGCUUGUCCGUGCGGGCGAAGCAGAUGUUCAGGACGGACGGGUCCGCGGGCUGUACGACUGGUAUGCAGCGUUUACCGCGUCGCUGGCACUACACCGCUCGCUACAUUCUCUCGAGUCCUUCCGUUCCGUGUCCGAAAAUGAACUACACCUCGCAUAUUCCAUCACGCCGACGUCUGGCCCUGACACGCGCCGACGACCUAUCCGCAUCGUCCUACUGUUCGUGCCUAAUACGAGACAGCUAGCAGAUGCACAGAUCGAGGGCCUCAAAGAGGAUGUGGGCGACAUCGUCGGUGCGCAUGUACAAGCAAACGACGUCCCUGGACUCCUCGCGGCCGUUCUAUCGAGAGCUCGAGCAGGAUUCUGA